Asparagus officinalis (garden asparagus) is the source of this 780-nucleotide messenger RNA. Its product is annotated as phosphatidate cytidylyltransferase 1-like. The transcript is spliced from 6 exons. Gene Ontology annotation, cellular component: endoplasmic reticulum membrane. Gene Ontology annotation, molecular function: phosphatidate cytidylyltransferase activity. The record is from RefSeq and is a predicted model, not a curated record. The annotation marks the transcript as partial. NCBI's taxonomy places the organism in Eukaryota, Viridiplantae, Streptophyta, Magnoliopsida, Asparagales, Asparagaceae.
AUUUUUUAUAAGCUUGUUAGCGGGCUCAUCAAGUAUCAUAUGUUCAUCUGUUAUUUCUUAUAUAUUGUAGGUUUUAUAUGGUUCAUAGUUACUUUGAAAAAGAAGAUGUACAAGUAUCAGUUUAGCCAGUAUGCUUGGACACAUAUGAUCCUUCUUAUGGUGUUUGCACAAUCCUCCUUUACUGUGGCCAACAUAUUUAAAGGAAUUUUCUAGUUUCUUCUGCCAGCUUCUCUUAUUGUGAUCAAUGAUAUAGCUGCAUAUAUCUUUGGUUUCUUUUUUGGGAAGACGCCAUUAAUCAAACUUUCACCAAAGAAGACUUGGGUGGGUUUCAUUGGUGCAUCAGUUGCUACAAUGUUUUCAGCAUUUCUGUUAGCAAAUGUGCUUGGACGCUUUCAGUGGUUAACAUGUCCUAGAAAGAUAUCUCUACAAUUUCCAUGGAAAGAGGUGUAUAUUUUGCCAGUUCAAUGGCAUGCGUUGGCUUUUGGUUUAUUCGCGUCAAUUAUUGCACCAUUUGGAGGAUUCUUUGCCAGUGGAUUCAAGAGAGCUUUCAAAAUUAAGGAUUUUGGUGAUAGCAUUCCUGGACAUGGUGGAAUUACUGAUAGAAUGGACUGCCAAGUAAGUUCUUCAAAGUUUGAAAUUUGAAAGCUUUAGACAUUAUUGCUUGCUAGUAUGAAACGAUGGUUUACGUCACCUAAUUAUCAUAUGGUGAAUGUGCUUACUAGACUCAUUUCUUAUUUUCUUCUUAAAAAACUACUAACAUUGUGUACUAGCAGCACAUUC